Molecule: messenger RNA, 2318 nt
Organism: Beta vulgaris subsp. vulgaris (sugar beet)
Lineage: Eukaryota; Viridiplantae; Streptophyta; Magnoliopsida; Caryophyllales; Amaranthaceae
Product: disease resistance protein RPS2-like
Exons: 1
Coding region: 24-2198 (724 amino acids)
Molecular function (GO): protein binding
Source: RefSeq, a predicted model, not a curated record
GAUGUUCGUGGAAGCAAGUUGAUAUGGAAGAUGAUGUGCUUCGAAUAUUGCAAUACAGUUAUGAUCGCCUAAAUGAUGAGAUGGUCCAGAACUGCUUCUUAAGCUGUAUACUAUAUCCUGAAGAUGAAGAUAUAGAAAGAGAAACAUUGAUAGAACUUUGGAUCAAUGAGGGAUUGUUAGAUGAAAAAGAGAGUAAGGAAGAUCAAGUAGCAAAAGGGCAUACUAUUUUAAAUAAACUAGUAAACUGGUGUUUGUUGGAGUCAACCUUCAACCAAAAUCAGCAAAAGUGUGUGAAGAUGCAUGAUUUAAUAAGAGACAUGGCUAUUAAGAUGACAAAAGAAUCUCCUCGCUUCAUUGCAAAAUCAAGACUUAUGCUGAAGGAUGUGCCAGGAGAGGAGCAGUGGAGCAAGGAUCUCAAGAAGGUCUCAUUGAGUUAUAACCGUAUAAAAGAGAUUCCAUGUGGCAUGGCACCCGUGACCCCGCACCUCACAGUUCUGCUGCUUUCUCAUAAUAAAAAUCUUAAUAAAAUCCCAGAAUCAUUCUUUAUGCACAUGAGAUCCCUCACCGUUCUUGAUUUGUCUCACACCAAAAUUGAGAGUCUACCGGAGAGUGUUUCUAAUUUGGAAAAUCUAAGAGCACUUCUACUUAAAGGAUGUCAUGCUCUUAGUGAAAUCCAAGAAUCAUUCUUUAUGCACAUGAGAUCCCUCACUGUUCUUGAUUUGUCUGACACCAGAAUUAAGAGUCUACCGGAUAGUGUUUUUAAUUUGGAAAAUUUAAGAGCUCUCUUACUUGAAAGAUGUUACCAUCUUGAAUAUUUACCCUCAGUAGCAAAGCUUACCAAACUGAGGGUUUUAAAGUUUGACACAGAAAGGGAUAUUGAUCCUCCUUAUAACAAGUGUGGUAUAACACCUGAGGGGAUUGAGAGUUUAAAUCUUAAAAUGCUAAGUUUUGACCAGUGGAUUGUGUUUGAUGAUCUUAUUAGGUUUAAUAGACUGAUAGAAUCUUGGCAGGGGUGCGAUGAGCUAUAUUGGAAUUGUUUGGUGCUUUCUGGGGAAAAACAUAAACUAUAUCAUGAUGAAGAUGUUGUUUAUCUGUUGCUUUUCUGUAGAAACCACAAGAUUGUGACGAUAAAAUCUAUGGUAUUUGAUGUUGAGUACAAAGAUGAGCUGCCAAUAUUACUAUUACCUAGCACAACAACCGGGCUGAAUGUUAAAAAUAUUAGAGCAUUGAAGCAUCAAAGUCUGGGAAAUUUGUUGCCCUCAUUGGCUGGUACAGAAGAGUUGAGGUAUUUGUGGUUAGAAAAGUGUGAAGGAUUGGAGUACAUUUUAGCAUCCGAAGCAGCACAGCUAGACUCUGUUAUAGUUCCCUCUCUUGACAGCCUUGAGUAUUUAUGGUUGAAGAGGAUGCCUGAUUUGAGAGGGUUAUCAAACUCAAUUUCAGUUUCAACCCUUUCCCGUAUCAAGCACUUAUUUAUGAAGUUGUGUCCAAACAUAAAAGUGUUGUUUCCAAGGAAGUUACUACAACAUGACGAAACUCUAUUUCCUUUUAUGGAGACACUCGAAGUGGAGGAGUGCGACGAGUUGGAGGAGAUAUUUGAAGGAGGUGGGAGGUAUAGUUCAUGUUCACAGAGUGAGAAAGUGAGAAUGCUUGAUCCAAAUGCUUCCAGUCCAAACUCCAACUCCAUCCUUGUUCAUCUCCCUAAAUUAAGGGAGUUAUAUCUGGGGCAGCUACCCAAGUUGAAAAGAAUUCACGCACACCUGCAUCUAUAUCCUUCGUUGGUAUACCUUAAUGUAGAAGAUUGUCCAGAGAUACAACAGAUAUUUGAAGCAUCACAACCUACCCUUGCUCUUCCCAAGUUACGGGAAUUGUUUUUAAAGAAUUUACCAAAGUUGAGCAGCAUAUAUAGAGGGUUACUUCUGUGCACUUCUCUAAGAUGGCUCACUGCAGAAAAAUGUUUAAAGCUGAAGAGAUUGCCGCUGUUCUCCUUGUCCGAGCACCUAAUAUGUGAUGCCUCACCAAGUGCUUUGCUUUCCCUCCCCAUGGAUUUCGAAGAUCCAGAAUUGUGGGAGUUCUUGCGUAGCAAAUACCCCGAAGAUGCACGUCUUCUUUCUGCAGAAAUACGAUCUCAUCAGAAGCACCAGCUAAAGCGGAAAAGAGAAACGGCCCUUUCACUCUCACUUUCUUCUCCUCUUCAAUAAAAUGGAUAGUCAUCGUAAUAUUAGUUAUAGCCAUUAGCCAUGUUUUGUUUUUUGUCGCUUGAUUUUUUUAUUAAUUGUGUACAACUGUUUUACUCAUCCCCGUUCCCUCCAUUCAAAACC